UUGCAUCAGAUAGCACUGUUUCAUAUGCCAAACAGUGCGUACUACCCUGCCUUGGCAGACCUGACGGGUGCCCAAUUCAAUUCUGUAGUUUACUUUAGAGUGCUCUACGCUGGGCUGGAGCAUUUUUCUCUGGUUAUGACCAUUACCGUUUUGAAGCGGGUAUUGGGCUUUUCGCCGUUGUCUCAGUUGGCAUUCGUGCUCGAAAAGCAGGCAGGUACGAUUCAGAUGAAGCUCGUCGGUUCAUUCGUCUACAUCAUGCAACUUUCACUGAAGCACGUCGGAGCUGACUUCAGCUUUAAGUUCUCAUGUAUGCAUUCUACCAAGAGUGGGUCGUGA
This is a messenger RNA of Phytophthora sojae, 336 nucleotides long. RefSeq lists its product as hypothetical. The annotation marks the transcript as partial. Lineage: Eukaryota; Oomycota; Peronosporomycetes; Peronosporales; Peronosporaceae. The transcript has 2 exons. The record is from RefSeq and is a predicted model, not a curated record.